AUGGAGUUCCUGAUGGCAGCGGGGCAGACCGACUUCUGUGAGGCGGAGCUUAAAGUUGUGUUCAACAGCUGCCUCACCAAGUCACUCUCCCGGUCGGAGAUGGAGAUGCUGAGGCCCCAGGGCUUCGUCGAUCUUGUUCGUUAUGCUAUGAACUGGGAUCAGCCCAGGGCCUCAACACGUCUCAACUCUCCGACCCCCUUGGAUCCGAUCCCGGAGGGAUGUGUCCUCACCGUGGCAGCCUUGGGCACCUCCACGACCUCCGCCUCAGACCCCGGCCACCAACCUCCUUGGCAAGCGAGACAGGAGGGAGUCUUGGGGGACGGCUCCGGUCCGGAGGAAGCCACGCCCUCCACCGCAUCAAUGCAAAUGACCACGAGCGCGGUGGCUCGCUCCCGGAAGAAAAAGCAGAGGAGGGGAUCGCUGACAUCAGUGCCCUCAUACAGUCCCAGUCUGGCAGCAGCGCCGGAGUCCAGUCCCGGUCCGAUGACAGCACCCAUGUCCAGUCCCAGUUCGGAGGCUGCUCCCGUGUCCAGUCCAGUGGCAACGCCCGUAUCCAGUCCCAGUCCGGCGGCGGCACCGUCAUCCAGUCCCAGUCCGUCAGCAGCGCCGGAGUCCAGUCCCGGGCCGAUGACAGCGCCCGUGUCCAGUCCCGGUUCGGCGGCUGCGCCCGAACCCAGUCCCAGUCCGGCGGCAACGCCCGCAUCCAGUCCCAUUCCGGCGGCACCAGUAUCCAGUCCCAGUCCGGCGGCGCCAGAAUCCAGUCCCAGUCCGGCGGCGCCAGUAUCCAGUCGGCGGUCCAAGCGGCACUCCAUUUGGCGUCCCAUCCGACAGUCCAGCUAG
Molecule: messenger RNA, 840 nt
Organism: Triplophysa rosa
Lineage: Eukaryota; Metazoa; Chordata; Actinopteri; Cypriniformes; Nemacheilidae
Exons: 1
Coding region: 1-840 (279 amino acids)
Source: RefSeq, a predicted model, not a curated record